AAUACGUCAAAAACAUUCUCUCUUCUCCCUCCUCUCAUUAUAAAAAUACCAAACUCUCAGAGAUUCACUCGAACCGGAUCCAAUUACGACGUCGGAUCAUUGAUCGUAAUUCUGUAUGGGUUGCGUUAACUCGAAGCAAACGGUGUCCGUGACGCCAGCGAUCGAUCAUCAUCAUCACUCAGGAGCAUUCAAGGAGAAUAAGAAUGAGUGUUCCGGAUCGGGUCGGGUCGAGGAUGAUCCGCCUCGUCCGAUUCUGAAGAAGCUGGCGUCGUGGAGGAGUAGGAGCUGGAAGAGGAGGAGCCAGAGGAGGAGUGAGGUUGGGAGCAGGAGCGAGUUGGAUGACUCGGGACGUGCUAGCGACUCGCUGAGUUUUCGUCUCGGGAGUAUUAGCAAAUACAUUGAGGCCGAGCAGGUCGCUGCGGGUUGGCCUGCGUGGCUGAGUAAUGUUGCUGGUGAAGCUAUCCAUGGUUGGGUCCCACUUCGAUCUGAUGCUUUCGAAAAGCUUGAGAAGAUUGGACAAGGUACUUAUAGUAGCGUGUUCCGUGCAGUAGAGACUGAAACUGGGAGGAUUGUAGCACUGAAGAAGGUGAGGUUCGACAAUUUCGAGCCAGAGAGUGUUAAGUUUAUGGCAAGAGAGAUUUUGAUACUUAGAAAACUCAAUCAUCCCAACGUUAUUAAACUGGAAGGUUUGAUUACUUCCAAACUAUCUUGCACCAUACAACUCGUGUUUGAGUAUAUGGAGCAUGAUCUCACUGGUCUUCUUGCUUCCCCUGACAUCAAAUUCACUACGCCGCAGAUUAAGUGCUAUAUGAAGCAGCUUUUGUCUGGGCUCGAACAUUGUCAUUCUCGAGGUGUGAUGCAUCGGGACAUAAAGGGUUCGAAUCUUUUGUUGAGUAAUGAAGGAGUACUAAAGGUGGCUGAUUUUGGGUUAGCCAACUUCAGUAAUUCUUCUGGGCACAAGAAGAAGCCUCUUACAAGUCGAGUUGUCACUCUGUGGUAUCGUCCACCUGAACUUUUGCUAGGGGCAACGGACUAUGGAUCAGCUGUUGAUAUGUGGAGUGUUGGUUGUGUUUUCGCUGAGUUGCUUCUUGGGAAACCUAUUCUCCGGGGAAGAACUGAGGUUGAACAGCUCCACAAGAUAUUCAAAUUGUGUGGAUCUCCACCAGCAGAUUACUGGAAAAAAUCCAAACUUCCUCAUGCAAUGCUUUUCAAGCCACAGCAAAACUAUGACAGUUGUCUCCGGGAAACCUUGAAAGAUUUGUCUGAGAUUGAAUUCAAUCUGAUCGAAACUCUUCUUUCUAUAGAUCCCCUAAAACGCGGUACUGCCUCCAGUGCCCUUGCUUCUGAGUAUUUUACUACAGAGCCUUUUGCUUGUGAUCCCUCAAGCUUGCCAGUGUAUCCGCCUAGCAAGGAGAUAGAUACAAAGCAUCGGGGAGAAGCAACAAGGAAAAAAAUUAGCGGGACUGGAAGACGUGGUGUAGAAGUGAGGAAGUCAUCACGGAAGACUCUUUCAUUCAAUAAAUUGGCACCAGCUGAGGAAAGGAUUGGUCAAUUAGUUCCUAUUUCGAUUGAAACUGAUACCAAAUUAUGUGGGAAGCUGCAAACGGUCCCGUUAGAUCACAAAAGAGACGAGGCUUCUUAUGUGAAAAGUGCAUCCCAACGUGAUGUACCUUUCUCAGGGCCCUUACAAGUUUCUAAGUCAAGCAGUUUUGCUUGGGCGAAACGAGAAAAAGAUGAUGCAUCUGUUAGGGUACAUAAUCUAUCUGUUUCAAGAGGUUACGUUCCUAAUACUUCUAGAAGACCUUCUCCCGUCGAAUCUAAGAGAAAUGAGGGUAGAACUGAUGAAGACAAGACAGAUUCUCGAGGCCAGGACUCAUAUGAGAUGGUGAAGCGUUCAAUGCUGAAGCAGUGGAGACAACUUGAACGUCCAGAUCAUUUUGGUGCAUCUGACGAGUAUCACUCACAAGAACUGUCACUGGGACAGAGAGAUAAAAUGGCAACAAAGAUGGGUAAUAAAUUGGUACGUCCAUAGAUUAUAGAAGCUCUAAGAGUACCCUUGUAGUUUCUUUGAUAUAUCUUAAACUCCUUAUAGAAUUUUUCGUUGUUUGCAUUGUUCCCAUGGCCAUUUAGUGCUUUUGAUAGACAUACAAGCGUGCUCUGUGCCAGAUGUUCUUUCAAGUGAAACAAAGAACUUGGCUUCAUUGUUAUGAUUGCUGUAAUACCCAGUGUCAAAACCCAUUCGGUGUAUAUUAGAAAUGAAUUUUAGUGAUUCUAAAGAUAUGAUUCAACUACUGCUGUAACCAGUUUAUAUAUAUAUUUUGGUGAUUAUGAAUUCUUAUAUACAUAUGUAUAUGAAAUUGUGUAAAUGAGAUACGCAGCUAAGAAACGUAGAAAGGAAGGACCAGUU
Messenger RNA from Eruca vesicaria subsp. sativa (arugula), 2407 nucleotides. The record is from the annotation of a GenBank genome assembly. NCBI's taxonomy places the organism in Eukaryota, Viridiplantae, Streptophyta, Magnoliopsida, Brassicales, Brassicaceae.